AUCAAACCCCCUAUUUUUAUCACCAUUAUAUUAACCGUUAUCUCAGGAACUAUAAUUGUAAUAACAACCUCCCACUGACUUAUAGUCUGAAUCGGCUUUGAAAUAAAUCUACUAGCCAUUAUCCCCAUCCUAAUAAAAAACUAUAACCCACGAGCCAUAGAAGCAGCCACAAAAUAUUUCCUAACUCAAGCAACCGCCUCCAUAAUCCUGAUAAUAGGAAUUAUCAUCAACCUACUGCACUCAGGACAAUGAACCGUGUCAAAAGACCUCAACCCCCUAGCAUCAAUCAUAAUAACAACCGCCCUAGCGAUAAAACUAGGACUAGCCCCGUUCCACUUCUGAGUGCCUGAAGUCACACAGGGAGUUUCUAUAUCAUCAGGCCUAAUCCUACUAACAUGACAAAAAAUUGCACCACUAUCUAUUCUCUACCAAAUCUCACCCACCAUUAACCCCAACCUACUCCUAACAAUAUCCAUCAUAUCAGUUAUAAUUGGAGGCUGGGGAGGCCUCAACCAAACACAACUACGAAAAAUCAUAGCAUAUUCCUCAAUCGCCCAUAUAGGCUGAAUAACAGCUAUCACAAUAUACAACCCCACAAUAAUAAUCCUAAACCUAAUCAUCUAUAUCAUUAUAACACUAACCACUUUUAUAUUAUUUAUACACAACUCCACCACAACAACAUCAUCCCUGUCACAAACAUGAAAUAAAACCCCCUUAAUCACCUCACUUAUCCUAGUACUAAUAAUAUCCCUGGGCGGCCUACCCCCGCUUUCCGGUUUCAUUCCAAAAUGAAUAAUCAUCCAAGAACUAACUAAAAAUGAAAUAAUUAUAAUACCAACACUACUAGCCAUAACAGCACUGCUCAACCUAUAUUUCUACAUACGACUAACAUACACCACUGCACUAACUAUAUUUCCCUCAAACAAUAACAUAAAAAUAAAAUGACGAUUCGAAUGCACAAAAAAAAUAACCUUCAUACCCCCUCUAAUCGUAAUAUCAACCAUACUACUUCCACUCACACCAAUACUAUAUAUCCUGAAUU
Molecule: messenger RNA, 1042 nt
Organism: Puma concolor (puma)
Lineage: Eukaryota; Metazoa; Chordata; Mammalia; Carnivora; Felidae
Source: the annotation of a RefSeq genome assembly